CAUCUCUAAUUGAAGCAAAACAAAUUACCGCGUUUAGCCGGUGCUUCUCCCAUAUUUUAAUUUUUGGGAGUAACUUGAAUAAGAAUAAUGAAGCUCAGUGUAGAUGGUUUGCUUGUGUACUUUCCGUACGAGUAUAUCUAUCCUGAACAAUAUGCUUAUAUGCUGGAAUUGAAACGAAGUCUGGACGCCAAGGGACAUUGUCUACUUGAGAUGCCUUCAGGAACUGGCAAAACAGCCACCCUGCUCUCUUUGAUUGUCGCCUAUAUGAUUGAGCAUCCGGAGACAAUUAGAAAAUUGAUUUAUUGCUCCCGCACAGUGCCCGAAAUUGAAAAGGUUAUAGCCGAGUUACAGAAUCUUAUGGUGUACUAUGAGCGACACUCCGAUAAUCCACCUGCCAUGACCGGUCUUGUACUGAGUUCCCGCAAAAACAUGUGCAUACAUCCUGAGGUUAGCAAGGAGCGUGAGGGAAAGGCUGUGGAUGGCAAAUGUUAUGGUCUGACAGCUAGUUAUGUACGCGAUAGGCAUGAAAUGGAUGCCGAAACACCAAUUUGCCAAUACUUUGAAGGCUUCAGUUUGGAAGGCAAAGAAGCUGCUCUGCCAGUGGGCAUUUACAGUAUUGAUGAUAUGAAGGAAUUCGGUAGAUCACGAAAUUGGUGUCCCUAUUUUAUGGCUCGACAUGCAAUUGCACACGCACAUAUUGUGGUAUAUAGUUACCACUAUCUAUUGGAUCCAAAGAUAGCCCAGGUGGUGUCAAAGGAAAUGAGCCGCGAAUCUUGUGUUGUAUUUGAUGAGGCUCACAAUAUAGACAAUGUAUGUAUCGACUCUAUGAGUGUUAAAAUUAAUAGGCGCACUGUGGAGCGAAGUACAAAUGCUCUAAAUCAGUUGACUAAAUUAGUUCAAGAGAUACGCGAAGAAGACACAAAUCGCCUUAACGAAGAGUAUCAGAGAAUGGUUCAGGGUCUUAAAGAUGCCACUGUACAGCGGGAUACGGAUAUGAUAUUAGCCAAUCCAGUACUACCCAAUGAUGUGCUCACUGAAGUUGUUCCAGGCAACAUACGAAAUGCUGAUCAUUUUCUCAGUUUCCUGCGACGUUUUAUUGAAUAUAUUAAAACACGUUUACGUGUCCAUCAUGUAGUGCAAGAGUCAUCGGCAGGUUUUCUCAAGGAUAUAUCUUCAAAAAUAUGCAUAGAACGCAAACCAUUGCGUUUCUGUGCGGAACGUUUGUCCAGCUUGUUGCGUACUCUAGAAAUUACAGAUCUAACUGAAUUUGGUGCCCUAACUCUGAUAACACAUUUUGCCACACUAGUUUCAACGUAUACGAAAGGGUUCACCAUUAUAAUCGAGCCCUUUGAUGACAAAACUCCAACUGUAUCCAAUCCGAUAUUGUAUUUCAGUUGCAUGGAUUCAUCCAUAGCGAUGGCUCCUGUAUUUUCACGUUUCCAAACAGUGGUCAUAACAUCGGGCACACUAUCACCAAUGGAUAUGUAUCCAAAGAUCUUGGACUUCGAUCCGGUGGUAAUGAGUAGCUUUACGAUGACUUUGGCACGUCCUUGUUUGCUGCCCAUGAUUGUAUCAAAGGGUAAUGACCAGGUGGCCAUUUCAUCGAAAUUCGAGACACGUGAGGAUACUGCCGUUAUUCGAAAUUAUGGACAGUUGCUGGUGGAAGUGGCGAAAACCGUGCCCGAUGGUGUUGUUUGCUUUUUCACCUCCUACCUGUAUCUAGAGUCAGUGGUGGCCUCUUGGUAUGACCAGGGAAUCGUUGACACUCUGUUGAGAUAUAAGCUGCUUUUCAUUGAGACACAGGACAAUGCCGAGACCAGCUAUGCUCUGAUGAACUAUGUUAAGGCCUGCGAUUGUGGUCGCGGUGCAGUACUGUUGGCUGUGGCGCGUGGCAAGGUCUCCGAAGGUGUGGAUUUCGAUCAUCAUUAUGGUCGCGCGGUGCUCAUGUUCGGCAUCCCCUAUGUCUAUACGCAGUCGCGCAUUCUCAAGGCCCGCCUAGACUAUCUGCGUGAUCAGUUUCAGAUACGUGAAAAUGAUUUUCUUACUUUCGAUGCCAUGCGUCAUGCUGCCCAAUGUGUUGGACGGGCGUUGCGAGGCAAAACGGAUUAUGGCAUUAUGAUAUUUGCGGAUAAGCGCUUUUCGCGCCAGGACAAGCGUUCCCGUUUGCCCAAAUGGAUACAAGAGCAUUUGGUUGAUAGUUUCUGUAAUCUAAGCACUGAGGAGGCUGUGCAAUUGGCCAGGCGCUGGUUGCGACGUAUGGCUCAGCCGUUUACACGUGAGGAUCAAUUGGGCAUUUCGUUGCUCACUUUGGCCCAGCUGGAGACGAUGGAGCACGAAAAACUGGAAAGACAGGCCCAGGGGAAAGAGGGCGUGGGUGGUGAAGUUCAGGAAUUGUAACGGGAUGAUGGGGGUGGGCAAAGGGGCAGCAAAGAGAGAGAGAGAGAGAAGGGGUUCUCCUUCCUUCCGGGCAUAAUAAAAUACACCAACAAAUGACAUUGAAUGCCAUUUGAACACAACAAAAUAACGUAAAAGUUAAAUGUCUAAUUAACGGUUAAUUAAUAUUAUUUAUAAUUUUGUUCGCCCGCCGUCAUGACUAACGACGCUUUUGCUGCUCAAGGCAGUGGAAGCGAAGGCGAAAGGGCGCAAGCGUAACCAGAAUUAUAUCUGUGGCUUUUGCAUCUGUAUUCGUAUUUCUCCCCCAACUACAGCAAACAAUCGACAUAAUGCAAUUAAAUGCAAUGGAAUUAUUUUUGCAAACAUUCAUGUAAAUCAUUUAUGUAAGGCGUUAUGUUAUGUAUACAAUUUAAAAUUUUUACAUUCGUGUUUGUGCAAUAGUCAAUCAUAUCAAGUUUAAGCUAACCGGAAGCUAAUCUCAAGACCCCAAAGUUUUAAUACUGUUGCCCCAAUCUCCUAAAGGCUAAAUGUUCCUGCUUAAAAGAUAUAUUAAGAUAUUUAUAUGCCAUUCCUCAAUAUACACACACAAGUAGGUUUUUACAGAUUAAAGAGAUAAGAGCUUAUAUCAGAUUUAAUGAUUCCCCAUGAAAUGAUUUGCAAAAACAUUCUUAAUCAACGUCAAGAUUUGAUUAGUAAAUAAGGAGGUCCAGAUAGAUUUCAGACCUUGAUUAUGGCAGAAAUUAUGAAACUUUCUUAAUGAGUUCCAAAAAGAAAAAAAGAAAACCCUUUCACAAUGAUUUAUUUGUUAGCACUUUGAUUAAUUACUGAUGAAUAAUUAAUUAGCAGUACACCAGAUCCGUUAUGAAUUUCUUUAUUUAAGUUUGUGAAAUGAGUUAAAUUUAGGUUCUUUAAUUAUAUUGAAAUUAUCAAAGUUAAUUUCAUUUAUUAACUGAUUAAUUAUCAACAAUAUUUUAGCACCUUUUUUAGGGAUUACUGUAAAAAAAAUGCCAUUUUGAGUUAUUGAAUCAAUUUGAGUUUUUUAAUCAAAUUAAAAUCAAGUUGAUAAACAAAUUGAUUAAACAUCAAUCAGCAUAUAAAUAUUUCUACUAUAUUUGGCAGCUUCGUUACAGUUAA
Molecule: messenger RNA, 3528 nt
Organism: Drosophila willistoni
Lineage: Eukaryota; Metazoa; Arthropoda; Insecta; Diptera; Drosophilidae
Gene: Xpd
Product: general transcription and DNA repair factor IIH helicase subunit XPD
Exons: 8
Coding region: 88-2397 (769 amino acids)
Biological process (GO): nucleotide-excision repair; positive regulation of mitotic recombination; transcription by RNA polymerase II
Cellular component (GO): nucleus
Molecular function (GO): damaged DNA binding; ATP binding; hydrolase activity, acting on acid anhydrides, in phosphorus-containing anhydrides
Source: RefSeq, a predicted model, not a curated record